CCUGCUCCUCUGUGAACAGCCACACAGAGAGAAAGGUAAAAAGUGCUCUAUGACUCACAGAGAUUGGAGGAGAGUAAGGGAGGAGGGACACAGAUAUAAUGAUGGUAGGAGGCGAGAGAGCGGCAGAGGCAGGCAAAGAAGGACAAGAGCAAGGAGGAGAGAGGCGGCCCAGCCCACUCCGCUAAAACCAUUCAACUGGUGAACCAGAGACGGCAUUCAACUCUCACAGAGGCAGAGAGGGGGGAGCAGAGCCAGAAAGAGGCAGAGAGGAACUCCCUUCGUCUGGGAUAACUUAGUCCAACUGACACACUCCGAACACACACUCUGCAGUGACUUCGCCCAGGGAGCACGGCAACACUUUCCCUUCAUCCAUUCAUCACAUCUGACUUUUUUCUCUUCUUUUUGUUGUUUUUUCCUUUGGCUCGUGUGACGCCUCCACAUUUCACAGCCAUCUGUCCCUGACAAAAAAGAUAAGGAUUACUCAUUUUCUCGCUCGCCGUUGUUUUUUUCUUUUUUGGUCUCGUCCUCUCACUCGCUUCUUUGCAGCUUUUUUCCCUCCGUUUCGCAGGUGGACUGUGAGCUGAGCUCAACUUUGCAGCCUCCAAACUUCAGAGAGGAGGAGAACGGAGAGAGAGGAGGAGAGGACUCCUUCGUUUUUUUGACUUUUGCCUGAAAUCAGAGGUUUCUUCAUCUCUGUUGUCCCAUCUGUGCAUCUGCAUCAGACAGCAUCUCAGAACCAGCCGCUCAGCCGGUCAAGUGUCUCCUGCCGUCAUGUCAGUGUUACCGCUACUCAGCUGGGCCCUUCUGGUCCUGGUUCAGGUCCGGGGCUCCAACUCGUCCUCAGACCCAGCCGCCAUGCUUCAGCCGCUCUCCCUGAGCGUCCAUCCUCACCACAAGCUCCAGCUGGACACCUCCUCCAGCUCCCACUGCCCCUCCUGCGCCCUGGCCAGGAUGCGGCGAAACGACGGGGUGAUGGCGGGGGAUGGAGAUGACAAGGCGGGUCACGAGAGGGAGGAGGAGGCUGCGGCUCAGCAGGACGUGGUGGAGGCGGUGAAGAGGCACAUCCUCAACAUGCUGCACCUGCAGGAGCGUCCCAACAUCACCCGGCCGGUGCCACGCGCCGCCCUCCUCAACGCUCUGCGCAAGCUCCACGUGGGGCGAGUGGCCGAGGACGGCAGCGUGCAGAUCGGGGGGGAGGAGGAGACGCGGGGGAGGGGUGGCCGUGGAGGAGGCGGCGGAGGGAUGGGAGGAGCAGCCACUGCUCGCAUGGGAGAUGGCGAUGAAUCGGAAGAAACAACGGAGAUCAUCACUUUCGCUGAGGCAGGUGAAUCCCAGGGCACGGUCAACUUUGUCCUCUCCAAGGAAGGUGGUGACAUGUCUCUGGUGGAGCAGGCUAACGUCUGGCUCUUCCUCCGAAUGGUCAAGACCAACCGCAGCCGAGCCAAAGUCACCAUCCGCCUCUUCCAGCAGCGCCGACUCCCCAACGGACGCUUGGCCCUGCCACAGGAUGAAAUCCUGCUGGCCGAGAAGAAGGUGGAUACCCGCCGCAGUGGCUGGCACACCUUUGCCGUGUCAGCGGCGGUGCAGGCACUGCUGGAGAGCUCGGAGGGCAGCACGCUGAGUCUCAGGGUGUCCUGCCCGCUCUGUGCAGAUGCCGGCGCCACGCUUGUCCUCGUCUCUGGGAGCACGGAAACGUUGCAGCGCAACAACCAGCGGGAGCAGUCCCACCGGCCUUUCCUCAUGGCAGUGGUCCGGCAAGGAGACGGCAGUGACUCGCGGCGGCGCAGGAAACGAGGCCUUGAGUGCGACGGGAAGGUUCGCGUCUGCUGCAAGCGGCAAUUCUACGUCAACUUCAGAGACAUCGGCUGGAAUGACUGGAUAAUCGCACCGUCGGGUUACCACGCCAACUACUGCGAGGGUGACUGCCCGUCUCAUGUGGCGAGCUUCCCAGGGUCCUCACUGUCCUUCCACUCCACCGUCAUCAGCCACUACCGGAUGAGGGGCUACAGCCCCUUCCAGAGCCUGAAAUCGUGCUGCAUACCUACCAAGCUACGAGCAAUGUCCAUGCUCUACUACGACGAGGAGCAAAGGAUCAUGAAGAAAGACAUCCAAAACAUGAUCGUGGAGGAGUGUGGCUGCUCGUAGACGCCGAAACACCAACACGGUGGAUUGGAUAGCAAUGGUGAGAGCACCUCUAAACCCGGCGUGGGAGGACAGGACAUCGAGCUGGUGACUGUGGGACUCGGUCGUUACCUCUCUCUGGGAUAAAAACUCUUUCUGCAGAAUUCCCAGAGAAUUUUGAUGGCACUUUCAGAAAAGAAAAGAAAAAAAAAGGAAUAUCUAAUAUAUUUUUGUUACAAAAACAGAAAUAGCGAGGCUUAUUUAUGUGGCGAGACGUUCAAGCACCACUCAAUCCGUCAGACUCUGGAGAGAUGAGGUGCCUGAAAAAUGGAGGACAACCCUCUAAACUAUGCAACGUGCUUCACGCAUCAUGACUCUAUUGUAUUUUACUUUGUUUACUUUUUAAAAUGCUAAAAGAAGAAAGAAACAUUUUGUAUUAUUUCUUUGAAAUUGUACAUUUGUGGUGUGCGUGUGUUCCUUUGUAUGUCUGUUGUAUGUGUUGAGAGAUACUUGAAAGAAACAAGUUGGCCCAGCUGCUGGAACCAAACACUUCUUUUUAUGUUACCAUGUUAAUUUUAUUAUUAUUAUUACUAGUAAGUAUGUUAUUAAUAUUAAUGUUAUUAAUGAUAUUAUUUCUCUUUACAAAAACGUUACAAACGUUUUCAUUGUUUGCACUAUAGCCUCCUCACACCUUCAGAGAGUAGAGACAACAGUCAGAAAACCCUCCGCAUGGGACGGUCGGAGCCUCUCCGGCAUGUCUUCCUGUUUGUAGGUUCUAUUCCCUGGUUAGCCAGAGGUGGCUCAUGCUGUUUAGUUGUCAUGGGUUAGAAGUGUCACACAAAAAAGAUGGACUGUCUUGCUAAUUAUUUCCACUCCACUAAACACCGACAGAACUUUUAGAAGCGUUUACAAAAAGAAGUAAUCUUUGCUUUUUGAAGUGACUGAAUGAGACCACGUUUGGAAUAAAUGUUAGAAAAAGUAUUUUUUAGGGGCUUUAAUGCUGCUUUAACUUCUCCCUGUUUCCACAAAGAGUCCCAAUCUAGCAACUUUUUUUUUGGUUAUUUAUAUUUUCAAGUUCAUGUGUCUAAAAAUCAGUGAAAGUGUUUGGAUAGUCCCUUUAGGAUGUAUUGGUAUGUCUACCUUUAUAACUGUAUAGUCAAGAGAAAAAGAUACCCACAUUGUCUAAAACAAAAGUGCAGCAGCUGAGUGGUCCAAACAUCUGUUUUGUGUAAUUUGGUGAAAUCCUUCAGAACAACUUUUGAUUCUCCUCGGCUGUAAAAAAAAAAAAAAAAAAAAA
Messenger RNA from Oryzias melastigma (Indian medaka), 3418 nucleotides. It is a transcript of the gene inhbaa, whose product is annotated as inhibin subunit beta Aa. Gene Ontology annotation, biological process: BMP signaling pathway; SMAD protein signal transduction. The record is from RefSeq and is a predicted model, not a curated record. Bases 772 to 2145 code for a protein of 457 amino acids. Gene Ontology annotation, cellular component: extracellular region. Lineage: Eukaryota; Metazoa; Chordata; Actinopteri; Beloniformes; Adrianichthyidae. The transcript has 2 exons. Gene Ontology annotation, molecular function: cytokine activity; growth factor activity.